Molecule: messenger RNA, 728 nt
Organism: Schizosaccharomyces cryophilus OY26
Lineage: Eukaryota; Fungi; Ascomycota; Schizosaccharomycetes; Schizosaccharomycetales; Schizosaccharomycetaceae
Product: 40S ribosomal protein S12
Exons: 2
Coding region: 41-529 (162 amino acids)
Biological process (GO): translation
Cellular component (GO): cytosolic small ribosomal subunit; ribosome
Molecular function (GO): structural constituent of ribosome
Source: RefSeq, a predicted model, not a curated record
CCUUGUUCAUGUGACUGUUUUCUCGAGAGAAACCAUUUUGAUGAAGGGUCAAGUUCAGGAACUUGAUAUAAACCAGUUACAUACCACAAUGUCGGAACACGGAGAACAAGUUGAAGCUGAGCAAGUUGACGUUGUUGAACAAGUUGAAGAACAAACUGCUGCUCCCGAAGUUUCUGUUGAAGAUGCUUUGAAGGAAGUUUUGAAGCGUGCCCUUGUUCACGACGGUCUUGCCCGUGGUAUCCGUGAGGCCUCUAAGGCUCUUGACCGUCGUCAAGCUCACCUUUGCGUCCUUUGCGAGUCUUGCGACCAAGAGGCUUACGUCAAGCUUGUUGAGGCCCUUUGUGCUGAAUCUGAAACUCCUUUGAUCAAGGUCGCUGAUCCCAAGGUUUUGGGUGAAUGGGCUGGUCUCUGUGUCCUUGACCGUGAUGGCAAUGCCCGUAAGGUCGUCGGCUGCUCUUGUAUUGCCGUUACUGACUAUGGUGAGGACUCCGCUGCUCUUCAAAAGCUUUUGGGUAGCUUCUCUGCUUAAAAACUGUUUCAUAAUAAAUAUGAAAAGGCAAUAUAGCGCUCGUUCAUUCUCUAUUAUUGUAGAUUAUCUUUGUUUCGUAAGCACGAAUACGGUUAUGGAUGAAGGCCGCCAGUCAUAGGUUCAGAAAACUGAUAUUUUCUGUUUUGAAAUCCAAUGAAGCGAACCGAGGUAGUGUGUUCAAGUAGAAGUCGUAUGGACU